Messenger RNA from Salvia hispanica, 696 nucleotides. Its product is annotated as non-specific lipid transfer protein GPI-anchored 4-like. Lineage: Eukaryota; Viridiplantae; Streptophyta; Magnoliopsida; Lamiales; Lamiaceae. The record is from RefSeq and is a predicted model, not a curated record.
UACCAAAAUCCCAUUUUCCUCACUAGAGCAAAUUAAAAAUGAAGCAUUUGUCUUUAAUUAUAGCAAUGUGGGCUGCCGCAGCGGCGGCGGUCGUGAGCGGCGCUGCCACCCCGGGCUGCUCGUCGCUGGUGUUCGGCAUGGUGGACUGCAUGGGAUUCCUAGCGGUGGGCGGCCCAGAAACGGCCCCACGCGCCGCGUGUUGCGCUGGGUUUUGGAAUUUGGUGCAAACGAAUGCUGACUGUGUGUGUGAUGCGUUGGCUACCGCGGCCAACAUGGGCGUCGUUGUCGACAUAUCUAGGGCUCGUGAUUUGCCGGUGUAUUGUGGUGUUGCUACACCUGCUGUCACUAACUGCAAUGUUGCUAACACGCCAAAUGGAUCUCCAGAAGCUGCUCCCCUUCUUCCGCCGGCGUCCGCCAUCUCAGAGCCACCGUCUCCCACCUCUGACGCGCCGGCCAGUGCACCGGCUCCAGCACCUUCUAGUUCGAGCUCUGCGGGCCCGGCCAUCUUUUUUAGCUUUAUUUUCUUUGCCUCGGCCUUGCCCUUUAUUAUCGGAAACUUUUGAUUUUUGCAAAAUUUUCCACUCUUCUAUGAGUAAUCUUUUUUAGCUUUAUUUUUGAAGUUUGAUUUGUUGAGAUAAUUAGUUGGCAUAAAUGGCGUUAUUUGUUUCUUAAAAUUAGUCAUAUGAUUCAAAUUGU